Messenger RNA from Lactuca sativa (garden lettuce), 1437 nucleotides. Lineage: Eukaryota; Viridiplantae; Streptophyta; Magnoliopsida; Asterales; Asteraceae. The record is from RefSeq and is a predicted model, not a curated record.
AUGAAUAUCGGCAAUAAACUAUAUCUAAAACACAUUGAACAUAUUGCUGAUGAUUCACAUCUCAAACUACGGGUGUUAAAGAUUUGGAAUUUUAUAAAAAAUAACCACGUUUUAUCGAUUGAAAUGAUCGUCAUGGACGAGGAGGGUACAAAAUACCAAUCUCGUGUUUUCCACCAAAAAUUUUCAAGAUUUCGUGACCUUUUAAAGGAAGGUGAAAGUUAUAUCAUUUUAAAACCAAACUUGGCGGGUGUUAAAAAUGAUGUUAUUGGGCUAAUUGUCUCAUUUAGGCCACUUGAGACAACCAAUCAUAAUCCAUCAAAACAUUACAUGAAGAUGACUAUUAGCAACUUAGAGUAUGUACACCUCAAUGUCACUAUAUUUGGAAGUCAGGCACAUGAGAUGUCACAUUACCUGAAAAGAAUUGGUCAAGCCCAAAGUCAUUUUGAUGUAACCAAAAUGUUCAUUAAUUCAGACAUUGUUGAAAUUAAUGAGUUUAAGAAAGAAUUGAAGGCUAAUAACAAAGGAGAUAUGUCUGAAAAAAGCAUUACUACACCCCCAAACUACUCUACCUCUUAUAUAGAUGAUUUUAAAGGCGAUUUCCCUUUAAAAACUGUUUGUGAGAUCACAAAACCACUUAAGGAAAUGAAAUUUCUAUUAGUUGUUUCCAUCGUCAAUAUAAGACAGAAUCUGCCUUGGUAUUACGAUGCGUGCUACAAAUGUGGAAGAAGGAUAAACAAUGUGCCCAAAACCAAUCUUUCCUAUACCGCCCCCGGCAAGAUGGAAGAUAGUGUUGUAAUUAAGUGUAAAAAUGCAGCUAGCAACGAUUCGAAUUUUCAUACUGUUAUAAAGUAUAUAAUUCCAAUCAACGUACAAGAUCAUACUGGCACCAUCAGAUUCACUCUUUUUGAUAGGGAAGCAAAAAGGUUGUUGGAUAUAAGUGCAUUCGAGUUGAAAAAAAUACAUGAAGAGGCUGACGACAGUUUGGAACUAUAUCCAAAUCAAAUGAACGCCUUGAAAAACCGCAAAUUUGUGUUUCUUGUAGAUAUUACAUCCUACAAUGUCACCAACUAUAACAAUAUCUACACCGUUGUCAAACUUACAGAAGAUGAGUCCGUUGUUUUAGAAUUGGAAAGUAAACUAGAACUUAUGAGUGUUCAAUCAGUGUCCUUAAAUGAAGUACCCCUGGAAUCAGAUGAUGUCGUUCAAAAUGUUCAAAAGGAUGUCAUAUCACAAACGGAUGAGAAUUUUACUCCCUCAACAAUUGAUAACAUCCGCAACAAGUCCAUUGAAAAUAUCAGUUCCAAAAGUGGAAAAGUGAGUUGUUAUGGUGAUGACGUUUAUGAUGUAGAAGAUGAUGGUGAUGCAAAUUCUAUAAAAUCAAAUAGGGAAUCUUUGGGUGAAGAUACUCCGGUUUGGGUGCCAAAAGUGGAGAAGUGA